UUUUUUUUCUAUAGCUAUUAUAUCGCACACUUAUUCCAAAACUGUCACUAUCCAAAAUUUCGUAAUAUCGAGAUAAUAACGCCAUCAGUUGAUCAAUUUCUAACUAAAAAGAGCCGCAUUGACACUUUCUUAAAAAUGCCAAAAACUACUGCUAGAUGGCAGUAGUCUCUUUUGCCACUAAACAAAAUUCCCCACCCCGCGCAGUGCUAGACUGACGCUUAACACGAAAACACGUGUCGCCCGUACCAGAAUAGACCGUUGUUGAGCGACAAACCGACACUUUGGUCAUUAAGUCAGUUUUUCGGUGCCAUCAUUGGUUUUUUUUUAAAAUGCAUCGAAGAGACAAAUUGUUGAAACUCGCUCUGGAUCUUCAGGCAGAAAAUAGCGCAGAACCAUCGACCUCGCAGAAAUCUCGCAGGGUAAGCUGCUCAUCUUCUCAGAGUUCAUCUUCCUCGAGCAGUUCUUCGUCUUCAAGUAGCGCUGCUUCUACAAUUGGCUCCUAUGUUUCGGGGUCAAUAAAAUCUUCAGAUAACAUUUACCGUCCCAUCGCCAAUUCACUAUUACAAAGAAAAGUAUUUGAAUCUUUGCCAAGCACAUCUAAUCUACAAAAACAUGUAACUAAUCAAACUGAAUUACCAAGACAAAGAUCAUUAAGCACCGGUUCUAGGUCUUCUACCCUUUCUUCAAGAGCAGGUGAUUUUUCACCUGACGAUAAUGAUUCUGAUUAUAACCCUGUCCCUGAUAGAAUUAUCGAUGAAAGCUCUGACAACGAGCAAGAAAAUUUAAUAAUAUUACCACCAAAGAAAAAACGGAAGGGUAUUAUAAAUUCUAAAAAGCUAAUAGCUAAACAAUUACGUAAUUCAGGCAAAGAAUACGUUUCUUUAUCAAAAUCAAAAAAAAAUGUGCCCCAGAGAAGCAUGGGACCGCCUUGUUCAGAACGAUGUCGUUUGAAAUGUUUCGAUAAAAUUAAUGAUGGUGACAGAACGAUUAUUUUUGGUUUAUAUUGGGCAAUGGGUUGUGUUACUCGACAACGGGAUUUUAUCAGUAAGAACUUGACUGUUAUUAAACCAAAGUAUAGUUACAAAAAAGAAAAUAGCAAUCGUAAACCAAAGCAUGGUUUCCACCUAACAGUAAAUGGUAAACAAAUACGGGUGUGCAAAAUAUUCUUCAAAAACACUCUGGGGAUUAAUGAUAGACCUAUCAGAACUGUCUUAGAGAAGUUGUGUGAUAGCGGAAUGGUAGAAUCUGACAAAAGAGGCAAACACGGAAAUCAAGUAAAAGUUGUUGAUGAAGUGAUACAGGGUAUAAAAAGUCAUAUUGACUCCAUUCCUCGUAUAGAAAGCCACUACUUAAGAAAACAGACUAGUAGAGAGUACAUCGACGGAGGUAAAAGUUUAUCUGAUUUGUAUAGAGAUUAUAGAAAACUCUGUGAAGAAGAAGGAAAGCCAGCUGGCGAAAUACACACUUAUCGUAAGAUAUUUCACAAAGAUUACAAUAUCAGUUUUUUAUUCCAAAAAAGACAUGUGCGAGUUUUGUACAUCUUACGAAAAUAUGAGUCAAAUAGAAAAAGAAACUAA
Trichoplusia ni (cabbage looper) is the source of this 1577-nucleotide messenger RNA. RefSeq lists its product as uncharacterized. The record is from RefSeq and is a predicted model, not a curated record. The coding region runs from base 330 to 1577 and encodes 415 amino acids. NCBI's taxonomy places the organism in Eukaryota, Metazoa, Arthropoda, Insecta, Lepidoptera, Noctuidae. The transcript is spliced from 2 exons.